Messenger RNA from Striga asiatica, 1383 nucleotides. NCBI's taxonomy places the organism in Eukaryota, Viridiplantae, Streptophyta, Magnoliopsida, Lamiales, Orobanchaceae. The record is from the annotation of a GenBank genome assembly.
AUGCAACCUGUGGCGACUCAACAAUUGUUUGAAGAGGAAGCCAGUGGUACUGAUGGAGGGGAGCCUUUGUCCAGGUUAUGUGUUUUCAGUCCUCAGGAACAACGGGAGGGGCAAGGUAGUAAAGCAAAUCUUAUCCAGAAGAAAGAUGCUCUGAUAGUGCACAAACUUUUGGAGCAACAUCAGAUGGGUCAAGGGAUGGAGAUGGAGGAACAGAGACAAGUGGCAGUUGUUGGGGUAGAACAGACUUCAGAGGUGGAGUUCUCUACAGAGGCAAUGGAUGUGAGGGAGGAGGUUCAAUUGAGAAAUAAUAGAACAUGGAGGAGAGCCAUUAGACAGAGAACAAUACCUUUGAAAUCAAUUGAGGAAGAAGGGGAAGAUCAGAAGGGUAAAACAAAGAAGAGAGGCAGAAAGUUGGGGAUGGAAGAUAGAUGGAAAUUGGUGGAGCCAGUGGGGAUAAGUGGUGGGUUGCUCUUAAUGUGGAAUUUGGAGGUGGAGAUAAAGCAUGUGAAGUGUUCUGAGUUCAGUAUUGGGGUUGAAUUUAGGAUGGAGGGGGAGGCUAUGUGGGAGUGGUGUACUUUUGUCUAUAUGAACACUGACAAGAGGGUGAGAACUUUGCAAUGGAGUCAGUUGACAGAGGAGAAAAAUGAUUGGGGAAGGAAUGGGAGAUUGGAAUCAUAUAUGUUGGAAGAAGAGAAGAAAGGGGGGAGAUUGAGAUCAGAGGCUAGUAUGCUGGGUUUCAGAGGGUUUGUGGAGGGGAUGGGAAUGAAGGAGUUGGAUAUGAUAGGUCAAUCUUAUACUUGGGGGAAUAAUAGGGAGGGAGAGGGGUUUGUGGAGGAGAGAAUAGAUGAGGCUUUUGCAUCCUUUGAUUGGCUAGUGAGCUAUCCAUCAGCCAUUGUGCAGAGUAUCUUUAAAUCAGCUUCAGAUCAUUGCAUGUUACUGGUGAAGAGAAGAUUCAAAUUUGACAAGAGGUGGACCAAAGAGGAAGAAAUAAGGGAUAGGUUGCUGUCAGUGUGGGAUAAAGAAUUAGAGGGCACUCCAAUGCGGAAGGUGGAAGAAAAAAUCAAGCUAUCUAGAUUAGCAUUGAGGAAUUGGGACUGGCAAAAGAAAUCUAAUAGUAGGGAGCAGGUUGAGAAGCUAUCUCUGAGUAAAAACACUUUUGAGGGAGUUAACAGGAGUGUGUGUACCAUUCUUGAGGGGAUUAAAGUCCAGAAUUCUACUAGGUCAACUAAACUCACAGACUGGAACUGGGUAGUGAAUGGUCCAACUAAAAUCAAGCAGGGAGCUGUGGGAAUAGAUAUCUGGGUGGCUGAUCUAAUGGCAAAUGGUGGGAGGAAUUGGGAUGAGAGGUUGGUGAGGGGUACUUUGAAGAAGCUGAAAGUAGAC